GAUAAAUCAGAGCGCGAAAAAAAAAAAUCAACAAAAACUGAUUUUUAUGUUUAUUUUUAUGGAUUAUUGUGGCAGGUUUUGAUCUCCAAACCUCAAAAACGUUUAAUCUGAAAUAAAAUGUUAAAAGUUAAGAGUCCAGUCUUCUAAUGUAUGAUCAUCUCUCCUUUAUGUUUCAGGCUGUGCAGCUGAAAUCCUCCACAUUUGCCCCCCAGUUGGUGUAAACAUCUGAAUGAGUAGCGACGCUUUAAACAACAUAACCCUGCCAGUGUUUUUAGCUCUCCUCCAGCCUCCUGGCUUUAAUUUCCUUGAUUCUUCACCCCAAAGUCUCAUCAUUUCCCAUUCCGUCUCCCUCCCCUCCCUGCGCUGUCGGAUGCAGGGACCUCCUCAUUUGAGCUGCAGGUUUUUACGUGGGCGAAUCACAAAGUGUAGGAAUCUAUUGCCUUUGUCUGACAAGUCAUCCAUCUCUAUGCAAGAAGGGGAUGGAGGUAGAAGGGGUGGCGGGGGUGGUGGGGGGUAGUUGAUCGGCGGGACUGCAGCUUUUAGAAACAGACACACGAGGAGAGGGCUUUCAUUCUCAGCCCAAAGCUCCGCUCAGGCACAGCCCAUUCCGGAGGAGAGGGGGACGCGCCGCUCCGUACACGCCGCCGUGUCCAUGUUGUUGUCAUCUCCGCCCCUGAAUCUGAUUAAACCAAGGAAAGGGAUUUUUUUUCUCAAUUUCUUUUCCAGUGGAGACGCGCAGCAACUCUUUCUGUUUUCCCCUAUGAUGUCCUAAAAGGCAAACAGUGACUCGGUUUGAGCCAAAUGUUGCUGCGGCUGGUGCGCUCUGCACGCGCGCGGGUCACGCUCUGCACCUGACAGACAGACUCUUCUUCCGCAGACUUGUAAGUUGACAGGAGGGAGAACUUAAAGCAUCGACCCCCGAGAAGUUGUUGGCCGGUGCAGUCCGCAGGAGUCUGCCCACCUCCCUCACGGACUGUUCUUGUACCAAAAACAAGAAGCUUGUUGCUGCUUUUAUUUUUUCUCACACCUUUAAAGCUGCAUCACCGAGGCGAAACGGCGACCUCAGUCGAUUACCUUUCUUUCCUUUGCUAUCCCAUGGAUAUUCACUGCAAAGCAGACCCCUUCUCGGCGAUGCACCGGCACGGCGGUGUGAACCAGCUCGGCGGGGUGUUUGUGAACGGCAGGCCCCUCCCGGACGUGGUGAGGCAGCGGAUCGUGGAGCUUGCCCACCAGGGCGUCCGGCCCUGCGACAUCUCCAGACAGCUACGGGUCAGUCACGGCUGUGUCAGCAAAAUCCUCGGCAGCUAUCAGAAGGCAUUUCAGAGGUACUAUGAAACCGGCAGUAUUAAACCCGGGGUCAUCGGGGGCUCCAAACCAAAGGUUGCGACUCCAAAAGUGGUGGAUAAAAUAGCAGAGUACAAGCGCCAAAACCCCACUAUGUUCGCCUGGGAGAUAAGGGACCGGCUAUUGGCUGAAGGCGUCUGCGACAAUGACACAGUUCCAAGCGUUUCAUCCAUCAACAGGAUUAUCCGCACCAAAGUCCAGCAGCAAUUCCACCCGUCUCCUGAUGGAUCCGUCACGCCGCUCUCCACGCCCGGCCAUACCAUAGUGCCCAGCACCGCCUCCCCUCCAGUGACCAGUGCCUCCAACGAUCCCGUUGGAUCCUACUCCAUCAACGGCAUUCUGGGUAUCCCCCGCUCCAACGGCGAGAAGAGGAAACGAGACGAUGUUCUCUGGAGUGGCAACCACUUGGAUGGAAGGAAAAUAGGACAUUAUGGCUCAGAUGGUUCGGGACCAGGCAGCGACUCUCAGGGAAGUGUUGAAAGUUUAAGGAAGCACCUGCGAGCAGACGCCUUCACCCAGCAACAGCUGGAGGCCCUGGACCGCGUGUUUGAAAGACCGUCUUACCCGGACGUCUUCCCCACUUCAGAACACAUUAAACCCGAACAGGCAAACGAGUACUCGCUCCCAUCGCUGAACGCCGGCCUGGAAGACGUGAAGCCGAGCCUCUCCACCAGCGCCAGCUCAGACCUCGCCUCCAGCGUCUCCCAGAGCUACUCCGUUGUGACAGACUCUCACCCAUCAUACCCACCCUCCAUGAGUGUAAAGCGGGAGCCCCAUGAGGCAUCUUUUGCCCCCUUCACCCCCUCCUCUGCUCUAGCUGACGUCUUGCCCCACCAGCCCAGCCUUUCUGUAGAUGCUUCCACCCCCAGCUUCCUCUCCCAUGCCCACGGCUCCUGCUACAGCCAGCCGUUUAUAGCAGGUCGAGACAUGGCCAGCACCACCUUACCUGGCUACCCGCCUCACGUCCCCCCGACAGGACAAGGCAGCUACCCCACCUCCACGCUGGCAGGGAUGGUUCCUGGAGGAGACUUUUCUGGAAACCCUUACUCCCAUCCACAGUACACGACUUAUAACGAAGCUUGGCGUUUCAGUAAUCCAGCGCUACUAAGUUCCCCUUAUUAUUAUAGUGCCGCAUCCCGUGGCUCCGCCCCUCCCGCUGCUGCCACUGCCUACGACCGCCACUAGUUACCCCGGAGACCAGCUCAAACUGCGGGGCCAGAGCUUCGGCCUCCAUAUUGUCCCCGUCUGAGGAGGGGAGCGAGGUGGACUCCCCUCGUCUUUUCGCGAUGCGGAGGAGGGACGGGCAAAGUCGGCGCCGGGCUUCAACGUUAAACAUUUCGGGAGCUCACCUGUCAGGCCUGAACAAUUCCAGAAUGACUUUUAAGAGAUUAUAUAAAUAUAUAUCAUAAAAUAUAAACUGAACAAAACCGUGUGAAGACUACCAUGUGGAAAAUGUUGUGGGUUUUAUUCUCAUGUUUCUUUGUUGCUGUUGUUGUUGUUAUUUUAUUCAUGGAUCCUCACAUUCCUUUAUGUCAUGAACUGCAGUAUUUUUCUGCUGGGAAGAAGAAGAAGAAGAAAUAAAGUCAAAGGGAGAUGUCAAUGGUCGUGUAAUGACUGGAAAGGCUUUUCUGUGACGUGGGCGGUGUAGCGGUGGCUCCACAUUUUUGGUGCUUUGACUCUUUUGCUCUCUAAACAUCAGCUAAACUCUGCUUGCCCCCCUCUGUGACAAACAAUCAUUUUACAAAACAUUCAGUCAUUUCAAAGGGUCUCACUCACUUUUUUAGUUACUGAAUCCUUUGCUACGUUUUGCACUACAGUCUCAGCAUCUUUACCUUCUUUUCCCUGAUUGGUCGGUACGUUCACUCUAAGUGACUGACUACACUGGAAGCUAAAACUCCUUUCAUUACCACUAGAUGCCUACAAACUCUAGAAAGGUGUGUAAACAGACUGUAAAUUAGCUCCAAUAAUUGCCUUACAAACCUGUUUUGUCAAGCUAAAUUCACACCUGUUCCGUGAUAUAAAUGGCCUUUGAGGACGCAUUUUCACUUCCUUCUGAAACACUGAUUCAUUUUGGCAUUUUUCUUUUUUUUGUGAAUGUACUCUACAUUUGCCAAAGACUUAGUUUGAUAUUUAAUAUUUGAUUUACAGUAUGUGUAUGCAUAACUAAAGCAGUAUUAUCCUUUGAAUACGUCGAGACUGAACAUGUGUACAUGUUGAGCAAGACUGUGAUUUAAAAGGGGAGGGAGCAUCUCUGUAACUCAAUAACUGCAACAAAGCGCUGCUUUAUAGGAUGAUUUAUGUAUAAUGUGAGUACAGUUCUUUUUCUGUAAAUAUAAUGUCACACACACUGUCACAGUAUCAUCAUUAUAAUAAUAAUAAUAAUAAUAUACCGGCUCCCUUUGUACAUAAAAAGACUGAAAAAAAAAAAAACAUGCAUUACAUUUGUGUCUUAAUGUAAUGUUGUGCUCUGAGGGGUAAGCACAACUGCUGUGCAGCCUAUGGCUAGAUGCUAACAUCCCAUAGGUUGUCUUUUAAUUUCAUGAUGUUUUAUGUCACUAUGCAAUGAGUUUAAUGGCUUUCUGUAUUUUCUUGUUAACCGACCCACAACCAGGACAGUAUAAACGUUUAAAAAGAAUGCAAAAAAAACCCGCACUGGUGUGAGAUUACUUUUUGGCAACAAUCAAAGAAGCUGUUGAUCCCAUGCAUCCAAACAAAAGCAUCUCCCACCGCUCACUUUUCCUUGUUUUACUCCGUUUUUCCUUCACAAGCUGGUGUGACUUUAGGAGCAGAUGUCAUUGUGAGGGCAUCAGAAAGCAGAGAAACAGGCAGCUGGACUCUCCAUGAGAGGCUACCCUGUAAAAAAACAAAAAAAAAACAACAAAAAAACUUGCACUUGGGGAUUCGCCUGCUUCUGUGAACUGCGUGGAAAUGGGGGCAGCGAGCGCUCAGGCACAGUCUUUGCUGUAGGAAGUGGAGCUAAAGAUGUAAAGAUGAAACAUUUCUGAGGAAAACCUAAAAGGAAAGUCUCGUGGCCUCAAAUAUUGUUUCUGUUUUGUUCCAAUUCUUUUUUUUGUGCACAUGAGAAAUAAAUUCUUUUAUAUGUC
Oryzias melastigma (Indian medaka) is the source of this 4448-nucleotide messenger RNA. It is a transcript of the gene pax2a, whose product is annotated as paired box 2a. The coding region runs from base 1096 to 2529 and encodes 477 amino acids. Gene Ontology annotation, molecular function: DNA-binding transcription factor activity, RNA polymerase II-specific; RNA polymerase II cis-regulatory region sequence-specific DNA binding. The transcript is spliced from 13 exons. Gene Ontology annotation, biological process: anatomical structure development; regulation of transcription by RNA polymerase II. The record is from RefSeq and is a predicted model, not a curated record. Lineage: Eukaryota; Metazoa; Chordata; Actinopteri; Beloniformes; Adrianichthyidae.